Molecule: messenger RNA, 510 nt
Organism: Thelazia callipaeda (thelaziosis nematode)
Lineage: Eukaryota; Metazoa; Nematoda; Chromadorea; Rhabditida; Thelaziidae
Source: the annotation of a GenBank genome assembly
ACUUGCUAUGAUCCAUACAUAGCAUGCAACGAAUCAAUCGGUCAUUACCAGUACCAUUCUAAAUGUUAUGAUGUAAAUCCUAAAACCAGCAAAAUCGCUCAAAAUCUCACAUGGGAACAAAUUGUAAUAGCAAUGACAUCUUCUUCUGAAGCAUUGCGUGAUCUACCACCUAAUAUUUUUUUGAAAGAAAAAAUUAAUAAUCCUGAAAGUCCGAGUGAAUUUUUUAUCGCUUCAGCAACAAUUGAACAGGCUAUUAUCGCUGUAAUUGCCAUCUUAGGGAUUCGUAUAUAUGCAAAGAUAGCUCGAUUCACUGUAAUAUUUCCACAACUUUGCAUGGUAAUAUGUAUUUGUUUCGCUGUUACUAAAGCAGGAUUUCAAACUACGGUUUCCGCAAUAGCUGAGGGCUUUUUACCAGAUUUAGAGGAAUUUUUCACGUUGAGAACUUGGGCUAUGGCUGCACUUCAAGUUCAGUUUAAUCUAAUUAAAUUAUUGCUCCAGAAAUUUGGAUAA